Thlaspi arvense is the source of this 1221-nucleotide messenger RNA. Lineage: Eukaryota; Viridiplantae; Streptophyta; Magnoliopsida; Brassicales; Brassicaceae. The record is from the annotation of a GenBank genome assembly.
CAAAAGAUAAACUUACUCUAAAACCUUAAAGAUAAAGAAAAUGACGAUAACUUCAAAAACCCUUUCUCUCCCGGUCAUUGACUUUUCGAUUUCAAACCUCAAACCGGGAACUCACGAGUGGGACUCGGUUAGAGCCCGAGUCCGAAAAGCCCUUGAAGAUUUCGGAUGUUUCGAGGCCUUUUUCGAUGGAGCUUCAGUGGAGCUACGGAAGGCUGUGUUCGAGGCCUCAGAGGAAGUUUUUGAUUUACCAUUGGAGACCAAACUGAGUGCAAAGUCAGAGAAUCGUAACAAUGGAUACUCCGGUCAGAUUCCGGCUAUGCCUUUAUUCGAAGGCAUGGGUUUUGACGGUGUAGAUAAUCCUGAGGUUGUCAAUGACUUGACUCACAAGAUUUGGCCUCAAGGCAACAUCACCUUCAGCAACACUGUUCAAUCGUUUGCUGAGAAGUUAGUAGAACUAAACGUGAAUGUGAGGACAAUGAUCAUGGAAAGUUUUGGGCUCGAGAAAUACGUGGAGGAGCAUCUAAACUCAGCGAAGAACCGCUUUCAUUUAUUUAAAUACAAAGGACUUGACGAUAACACAAAAGAGAAUGUAGGCAUUGACCCUCACAUCGACAGACAUUACCUCACCAUACUCUGUCAAAACGACGUAGUAGACGGCUUGGAGAUCAGAACCAAAGACGGUGAAGAGUGGAUCAAAGCUAAGCCUUCUCAAGACUCUUCUUUCCUUGUUAUGGCCGGAGCUUCUCUUCAUGUACUGUUGAAUGGUGCGGUAUAUCCUCCGCUUCACCGUGCGGCUAUAACCGGAAAGAAAGAUCGGUAUGUGGCUGGACUGUUCUUGCGUCCUAAAGAAGGACUUAUCAUAAAUGCGCCUCAGGAGAUGAUAGAUGAUGAACAUCCUCGUCUCUAUAAGCCUUUUAAUUUUGAGGAUUACUUUAAGUUUACCUACAUAGACACCAAGAAGAGAUCUAUCUGCUCUCAAGACUUAUUGUGCCCUUUAAAGAUUUAUGAUGCCAUGCGAAUAAAUAAAACUUUGUAUCAUUUUGAUCACUGCUGAUUCACUGUGCAGUUUUUUUAUUUGCUCUUGAGCCGGAUCUGUUGUUGUUACUUUUACUUUGACUCUUGAGCUUGUCAUGAACCCUAACUUUCAGAAAUUCCAUUAUUUCUUUCCUUUUUCAUUGAUUACAUCAGUAGAAGAAACUUUAACAUGAUCUCGAACGAAUU